AUGCACUCCUUGCGUCAUCGUCCUGUCCUUACAUUUGUAUCUCAUGUCGUCCAAUCCAGAAUCUUUCGAUUUUCUGGAAACCAACCAAGUUUACCCUUUCCCAUUCCCGCGCUGACCAGUGUGCGCUAUACUGUCUUCUCGACAUUAGGUAAUCGCGAAGAAAGACCUUUAUUUAACGGAGAUGACGUGAGCAGUGCCUUUGUGCAAUUACAAGUGGCUGAGCGUAAUCGUUUGAACAUAAGGAUAAUGGACGCAGCUCAACAAAGAACCUAUUUUAGUGAUAUUUGGAACAAGGUUCUUGCAGAUAAGGCUGUUAAAGUAUCUACAAUCGCGCGAUUUUUGCAUUUAAAAUACGAAUUUGAUCAAGAAUUUUCCUAUGAAAGUACGCUAGCUGAUCUCAAACUUCUCGGGCUGAAACCCGAUGCGAUGUUCUUCUCGGUUUUUAUCCGAAGGUCCUGUGAAAGGGGUGACAUGGAGGAAACAAGCUUUUACCUUAAAGCCAUGCAUCAGGAAGGUGCUGUUCCUAACGAUUAUAUAUUCUCCAAAAUUCUCCAUGGCUACGUUAAGUGUGGACUGCCAGAUGAAGUCGCAACAACGCAAGAUGUUAUGUCGAAGCUGAGCUAUUGGCCCUCGAUGAUGGCUACCGAGGAUAUGCUUUCGGCAUACGCUGAUUUAGGUGACGGAAAUGGGGUUAUUGAGCUGCUCCAAGAGACUCUCAACAGGUCAGAAUCAUUGCUUAAUCGCCCUGUUUUCUCACCUCGCUUCCUUGCUGAUCUAUACGCACGCCUCGCCAUGGCGCCCCACUUUGACACUAACGAACAGGCCGCCUCGAUGAUACUCAGUCUAUUGAAGAAAAGGCCCCCAUACUUUGACGACCUCCGACUUGGCAUUGCUCUCACUCGUCUUCUUAGGGCCGGCCACUUUGAUGCAGCUUUUCAAUUUUUAAGGGACACGCGUCCUCACACUUUUUCCGUCUUAUUCCUCUCCAAAAUUCCAGAAUUGCUGGCGGAACAGGACUCGAAAGUAUUAAACGACUUUUGGUUGUCGUCUGGAGCUAUUGGCCGAUUACCUGAAGUUAUCCGCAACAUGUCGAAAGAAACUGCACUUCGGACUCUGGGAGCCAAUCUUCCUUUGCGAACAGAAUUAUAUAACUCAGUUGCCAACGCGGUUGUCUUGAAAGCUGUCAAGGAUAAAGAUGUUGACUUGGUGGUAGAACUCGGAAGGAUUCUUGGUCAUCAGCGUUCCCAUCUUCUUUAUCUCAUUGUCAUUCCUCGUCUUCUUUCGCUAGGACUCGCACCAGCAGAAGCUCUAGCUAAAUUCGAGAGCCCUCUGCUGAAGUCUUGUGUGGCUCUGGGUAUCGUCCUCAACGAACUCUGCGCUCUGCCGAGCUUUCUGAAUCCUCCCAUGCCUGGUAGCAGCCUGAAAAAUGCAGAGAAACUCAUCGUCCAAUUCCAGGACGAAAAGCUUCUCCCCUUUACUUCUUACCUCUCCGUCAACAACAAUUUCAUUCACCUUCUGCUGCGAGGCUGCGUCAGAUACGUAAUCCAAAGUGGUAGUGAUGGUGGAGUGGAUCGGGCGAAGUUGGAGGCCUGGACGAGUGCACUUUUCGCCUGUUUUGGGGCUGAUCGCUACCCCCUACUCGCCAGUACUUUGCUUCGCUUCUGUGGCCAAAGCACAGUCGAUGUGACGGAUUCUACCAUCCCUCGUUUUGCCAAUUUAGACAGGCAGACGAGGCGGGCGCUUGCCAAUGCCUUUGUGGCCUACUUUAAUAGGCAGAAGGUACCAAUCUCUUAUCUAGAUACCAUCAAAAAGAUUUUGAAGGAGCUGGAGUUGUCAAAUGAGUUCAUUGCGGCAUUGAUUCCCGCUGGUAGCGCCUCCAAACAUAGCAUACUUACCGAUCGAAUUAAAGCUGGAGAGAUAGAAGAAGUGACAAUAGAGUUAAAGCAGAUGCAAAAGUCGAUAGCCCAAGAGACUAGCCCUCUUGGGCUCCUUUCCCAAUAUAAUACGGAUCUCCUCGGCGAAGCUUUGGCCGUUUCGAGUGCUCCUCUUGGCACAGAUGCCGUUGAAGGCGCACUCUCAACACCUCGUUUUACGCCAAAACAGUUGGAAGACCUAUUUUGGGCUCUUAUUAAGGUUGCUGGUCUUAAAAGUCCUGCCGUUUCCGCCACGAAGGUCGGUGAACAGUAUCUCAACGCCUCCGAUAUGGACGGUGUUGUGGUUUUCUUGAACAAGAUGGCAGAUCGUUAUCCGCAACACCUCUCCAUCAUCCUCUCACGUUGGUUCAUUAAUAAGGUCGUCCAGUUGGAUGCUAUUAGGGCUCGACAGGUCAUGGAAGAAAUCCUACAAAAGAACAAUGUGACUCUUUCAACAAUGGCCCUCGGCGCCUAUGCAUAUGAAUUGGUUCAAACAAGUGCAAAUGAAGAGAACGCGUCAACACUCGCUCUGGGCGCUAAGUUGUUGUUAAAACGUCUGGAACCCUUUAAUCAUUUACGGAAGAUGCGCAUCGUCCACCUUGCGGUUGAGGAAUUAUGCCAAAAUCACCAAAUCUUCGCUGCUUACGCGCUUCGUGACUGGGCCUGUCAGAUAGGUCUGACAAUACUGCCUCAAACUACCGAGAUCCUUCUUGCAUCCAAAGUCUUUGGUGACUCUGUUCCCCGUAUUCCUGCCGACCUCCUUACUCCCGAUCGUCUGAUCCUGCGCGGAGGCAUCUCCCUCAAUCCCCUGAUUCCUCGACUUCAGGAGGUUAUUGCAUCAGUCAAUUCUGCGACGGAAGACGCGGCUACAGCUUCUGUGAUCGCGGCAAUCGAUACCGCUGCAGAUGUAAUUGCAGAGCAUCCAUUCAUCACAGACCCUAGCGCGGUGGCGCAGUCUCUGCGUCCAAGUGUGUUUAAGAAGACUCAAUUCGUCUUCUGGUCGGCGGUACAUCAGGUCAUUGAAUCACCCGGUAGUCGACUCUCCAUGCCCGAAAACUUGGCUCUUCUGGCUGGCAGACUGGUCGCAGCAGGACAUGAAACUGCUGUCUUGGAGUGGAUCUCCUGUCUCCUACGAAAGGAUACGAUUGCUGCUCUCUGUUGUGGUGGUCUUGCGUCUCCCAAAUCCAGCGCAAAGUUCGUUGAACUACUUCACCGUCGUCCUGACUUGCAAUAUGCCGUUGCGACGAGUCCAGCUCUGACGUCCAUGACCUCGGAACAGAAAGACACAGUUGCGAAGACCUUUUGUGUUCUUGAACGGCCCUACCUUCCUACUCUCGCGCUCGCUCUUUCCAACCGAAAUUUUGAACAAGCACACUUCAUUAUUGGUAAACUUGGGGACGAAGCUGUCCCCAUUUUCGCUAAUUUCGUCAACACUCAGCUCAGCUACAUUCCUUUGAUUGUCGAAGUUAUGAAGGCGAAGCCAUUGGAGGCAAAGAUUGCUUUGGUGAACGAAAUUCUUGACGUAGCAAAAACCUACAAAGCACCGAUACGCCUGGUCUUCAGCCUUCUCGAGGUGGCUGCAAAACCAAAUAUGCAGGAGGAAGAGAGCCCGGAUUAUGACUGCCUCAAAGACCGACUGUCCAUCUCCAAUCAGGUCUUCCUCCGCACCUUCUUGAAAUUACACACUAUCAAUCGUGUCAUAACGGCGGGUUAUGCAACUGGAACGCAGUACUUCGAGUCGAUUUUCCCGGGCACUGUCCAUACUGCUUUACGCGACUCGGUAGUCAAGGCUACAAAACUGGGCAAAAGUCAAGUGCUCUACGAGACACUGCUUUCGAUUCAGAAGUCCCACCCCUCGAAGUUACGAGCUGCGGCGGAAUCUGUGAUACUUUCCCAGUUCCUCACGUCUGGCUAUCGAAAUGCCGUAGCAAUUCUUUUCUCGGCUGCACAUCAGCGAAAUGCCGAGUUACUGGACGCUUGCGCCAGUGCGGCUCUACCAUUCCUCCGCAACGCUUUGGGUGUAGCAUUCAAGGGCCUGGUAGAGAUUUAUCGGCAAAAUGAGGUGGAUCCAGUGAUUCACGAAGCUAUUAGCUUUCAUCGUCUCGGUGAAUUCACAGUACCUGUUGCUCAAUUUCGUGACACACCAAAAAUUGAAUCUCUCUCUUUAAAAUUUGACAAACCUAUCGAUGCUGAUAUUUCCGAUCCUCGAAGGAAUCGAUUAACCACUUGGCUGACACUCUUGCAAGGCAUGUUUGGCAAUAAACUCUCAGCUGAAAAUGCUCGUAUCCUCGUUGACGUAGUUCGAAAGCUCUGGGGUCCUGGUCGAAUUGACCUUCUCCUUUGCCAUCUUGUGGAAAUGCAAGCCAAGGAAUUGGUGGAUCAGGUUAUUGAGAGCCUGCCUCCUGAAUUGCGUGAGAGGCGUCUACCUUUCAAAAUCCUCUCCCGUCUUGUACAAAUUAGCGCCGCCGGUGAUGCUUUCAACAAAGAACAGUUCAGUGAAGCAGUGGGUGUGUUGACAACUUGUCCUCCUCAGAGUCUGACACUUUGUAUGAACGGUCCCCAUGUCGCUGCACUGUUCGCCGCGUGGCCCGAAUCUUGCGUCAAUGAGGGCAUGUUACCUCCUGCUCUGUCUCUCAAGAUCAUCGAUAACACUUUGGGCCGCUCUCAACCGCUUCUACGAUUGCAGUUGGCUGCAGCCCUGAUCCAUCGCGGUCUGACGGAUAAAGCCACCCCCAUUAUUGAGGCGACCGGUCCCCUUCCAUUCAACUACUUGGCAGGAAGUUUUAGUCAUCCACUCAGUAAAUCAGCUUUCCACAAUUCCUUCCAGUACCUUAAGAAACUGGACCUCGAGCAUGUACCCGCUUUUGUUGACGCCAGUCUACGUAAUGCUGUAAUGUCUGCACGCUCCAUCACAUCGGCAGAAACCGUCGUAGAUUUGGUGAAGGCGGCCUUAGAAGAAGCGCCUGCUGAGUUGAAGGAGUACUGUCAACCCUCAACCCUGCGACUCUUACGCGAUGCCACAAAACAGUCGGUGGAGAUUCAGCAAGCACUUUUCAAGAAAACACCUACGGAAAGUGCAAAGUAG
This is a messenger RNA of Echinococcus granulosus, 4998 nucleotides long. RefSeq lists its product as hypothetical. The transcript has 36 exons. The record is from RefSeq and is a predicted model, not a curated record. Gene Ontology annotation, molecular function: protein binding. NCBI's taxonomy places the organism in Eukaryota, Metazoa, Platyhelminthes, Cestoda, Cyclophyllidea, Taeniidae. Bases 1 to 4998 code for a protein of 1665 amino acids.